This is a messenger RNA of Diaporthe citri, 870 nucleotides long. RefSeq lists its product as uncharacterized. The transcript has a single exon. The record is from RefSeq and is a predicted model, not a curated record. The coding region runs from base 1 to 870 and encodes 289 amino acids. Gene Ontology annotation, biological process: ribosomal large subunit biogenesis. Gene Ontology annotation, cellular component: preribosome, large subunit precursor. NCBI's taxonomy places the organism in Eukaryota, Fungi, Ascomycota, Sordariomycetes, Diaporthales, Diaporthaceae.
AUGCCACCAUUCACCCCUGAGCAAUGCCUCUUCUGUGGAAAGCUCUCACCAAGCUUCAAUGACAGUGUGGUACACGUGCGAGAAUCACACGGCCUGUUUGUUCCUCAUCAGCAACAACUAGCAGUCGACCUCGAGACUCUGUUCAGAUAUCUACAUCUUAUUAUCUUCGGAUAUCGAGAAUGCAUAAAAUGCGGAACAAAGAGGGCUACAGUACAAGCCGUACAGCAGCAUAUGACCGGCAAAGGCCAUUGCAAUUUUGACACAUCAGGAGAAGACUCGGAGUUUGCUGAAUUCUACGACUUCUCUGAGACGGAAGACGCCUCAGAGAGUGAAACUGAAGGCGACGGCUAUAAGAGUGAUCAGGAGGAAACGGCAGCAAGCUCGAGUCAAAAGCCACUACCAGCUGGUCAGGACUCGAUGCGUUUACCAUCAGGUAAAAUCAUAUCGAGGCAGUCAUCAGCACAAGCAGGGCCGACAUUCACCCAGCUGCGCCGUCGAGCCCGCACGUAUGCCUCACGACUAGAGCACACUCUGGUUCAAGCCGGCGACGACGAGGACGAGAAACAGGAGCAGGGCUCUAGCAAAGAGGAUCCCGACUCGGUCGCACACGAUACGCGGCUGUUGCCGAAGAGGGAGAAACGGGAGAAAGGGACAGUGACAUAUCAGAUGGCGAGCAUGAGCGUCAGCGACCGAAACAGUCUGGUGCACCUGCCGGCGUCUCAGCAGCGCGCAAUAUUGGCGGCCCAAUUCAGGCACACGGUGAAGGUGCAGAAGGAGGAGAGGCGGAGACAGGGGAAAGUUGAUCGGAAGGGAAACAAGAACUUGUAUGCGUAUUGGCAUACGGAAACGCCCGUCUACCAAUGUGGCUAG